This is a messenger RNA of Hypanus sabinus (Atlantic stingray), 1108 nucleotides long. RefSeq lists its product as uncharacterized. Bases 329 to 1099 code for a protein of 256 amino acids. The transcript is spliced from 4 exons. The record is from RefSeq and is a predicted model, not a curated record. NCBI's taxonomy places the organism in Eukaryota, Metazoa, Chordata, Chondrichthyes, Myliobatiformes, Dasyatidae. Gene Ontology annotation, biological process: regulation of cell differentiation. Gene Ontology annotation, cellular component: membrane.
UUCUCCAACCCUGGGGGGGGGAAAAGACUGUGCAUUCAUCCUAUCUAUGCCCCUCAUAACUUUAUACACCUUCCCUCAUUCUCCUGAGUGAUUUUAAUUCUGAUGAUAGAAAACACUACAAAAGUUUUUAUUUAAGUUUUGUAAACUGGGUCUGGAUUUUGCUAGGACAAGAGCAAUACAGAAAAGGUAAUUAGACAGGUACAUGGAAAGGGAAGUUUUAGAGGGAUGUGGACCCUAGCAGGCAAAUAGUUCUAGCUAUGAUGGGCACAUCAGCUAGCAUGGAUGAGUUAGGCUGAAGGGCUCACUUCCAAAGUGUGUUGCUCUGACUAUGCCGCAGAAAGUGGUGGCUGAGUCUCUGUUCACGUUACUCUUUUGUCUUUUACUUCCAGGUGGCUUUGUCUUCAAGCAAUGGAAGGAGAAAUUCUUCUUUCUGUCACUGGGGGGAUCAUUGGUCAUCUGCCGUGAUCAUGACUCGCUGCCUGAGAUGGAAGUGCCGCUGGCUACCAGCUGCCAUGCCAUUCUAAAGGGCAGCCAGAUCAGUGAUUUGCCCCGGCUCCCAAUGGGCGCAGAGAGGGACUGCUGCUUGGCUCUGGUCCUUUCUGAAGGCAAACUACUCCUCUUACUAGCAGCGGACAGUGAAGACUCCAGUCGAUGGCUGAAAAUGCUUAACAAGGUGAAAGAGUGCUUUUCACCCAGCGUACCCAAAUGUAUGAUCCAUGUGGAUAAACAGCGCAGGAUGUCCUUCAGAGAGAAGGAGCACGUGGCAGGAGAGAAGUCAUGUCAGCACCAUGAAGGCAAACCAAACAGGUCCAAAGUCCGUCGGUCAGCAGACUGCCUCCGCCAUGGUGCUCAGUCACACAAGGUGGUUGGGGCUGCCUGCCUUCUGGUGGGUGGGGCGGCAGUUGGCCCCACCCUCGGUUACUCGGUAACCUCAUCAGCCGCUCAACCUUCCACCACUGCCUCACCAGAUUUCAAGGACCUCGGUAUCCACUCGUCCGAUGGCUGCCAAGAGGCUGACUGUGGGAGCUACAGCACUUUUGAAUGUGAAGCUAUGGACCAGGACUUCGACGCCUUCGACUUUGGGGGGUUUGCGUUCUAGAUGAUUGGU